Messenger RNA from Culex pipiens pallens (northern house mosquito), 2870 nucleotides. It is a transcript of the gene mfrn, whose product is annotated as mitoferrin. The transcript has 4 exons. The record is from RefSeq and is a predicted model, not a curated record. Lineage: Eukaryota; Metazoa; Arthropoda; Insecta; Diptera; Culicidae. Gene Ontology annotation, biological process: iron import into the mitochondrion. Bases 600 to 1778 code for a protein of 392 amino acids. Gene Ontology annotation, molecular function: ferrous iron transmembrane transporter activity. Gene Ontology annotation, cellular component: mitochondrial membrane.
CAAUCGGUCGUCCCUCGUGUGUUGUGGCCAGCAGCAGCAGCAGAGCCAGCAGCCAUUCACUUUCGAGUUUUUCGGAUUACGGAAUUUUGAAGCCCUCGGUUCGACUAGUUUAAGCUCGUUCAAAUCGUCGGUGUGGUCGCGGUCGAGCUGCUACUACUUUUGGCUACUAAUCGCCCUGCGUGUGUGCGUCGGAAAAUAGGUGCCUGCCAAGUGUUUUCCAUUACGUGAUAACCAGCGGGGGGAGGAAAGAAGAAAAAAAAACACCUCGAAACUUCCCGGAACAUUCCCUGCACGCUGAAGAAGGAGGCGGUGGCGGCUGCGGAGCAGGGUUCAGCAGGGAUCUACAGCAGAAGGAAUCCCGGUUCUGUGGGACGUCAGCAAGGCACGAUUUGAAAGGGGGAAGUCCCUGAGUCGAGCAAUCUAAAUUGCAGCGAAUCCUUCGGGAGAUCCCCGCUAAGUAGUUGGAUUAACAUUUUUCAUUCGAUUCGUUUCACCUGGAGAUGCUAAAACCCUAGGAGGACAGAGGAAGCAACUGGUUCAAAUUCCCACCCGUGACAGUUUUUCCGCUUGCCGCCGGAGGAGGACGGGUUGCAUGUGUCAUGAACCCGGACGAGUAUGAGCAGCUGCCGACGACGAGCGUAACGACCAACAUGACGGCCGGGGCGAUUGCCGGCGUCAUGGAGCACUGCGUCAUGUACCCGUUGGACUCGGUCAAGACGCGGAUGCAAUCGCUGACGCACAUGCACGCGCACGACACAAUCGUCUCGACGAUGCGCGACAUGGUCCGGACGGAGGGGCUGGGUCGGCCGUUCCGAGGUGUGAUGGCCGUGGUUGCCGGGGCGGGCCCCGCACACGCCCUCUACUUUGGCGCGUACGAGUACUCGAAGGAGGCGAUCGCGCGCGUCUCCGACCGGAACCAGAUAAACUACAUGGUGUCGGCGGCGUUGGCCACGCUCGUCCACGAUGCCAUCUCCAAUCCGGCCGACGUCGUCAAGCAGAGGCUUCAGAUGUACAACUCACCGUACAGAUCGGUGCUGCACUGCGCCCGGGUCGUGUACCAGACCGAGGGCCUGCGAGCGUUCUACCGAUCCUACUCGACGCAACUCGUGAUGAACAUCCCGUACUCGGCGAUCCAGUUUCCCACGUACGAGUUCUUCCAGAAGUUGCUCAACAAAGACAAUAAGUAUAACCCGCCGGUGCACAUGGUCGCGGGCGGGGCCGCCGGAGCAGCUGCCUCCGCGCUGACCACUCCACUGGACGUGUGUAAAACGCUGCUAAACACACAGGAGGACGGUGCCGGCAAGACGCGCGGUCUGCUGGAAGCCGCCAAGAAAAUCUACCGCACAGCCGGUCCGCUCGGCUUCUUCAAGGGUCUCCAAGCGCGCGUCCUCUACCAGAUGCCAGCGACCGCCAUCUGUUGGUCCACGUACGAGUUCUUCAAGUACAUCCUGACGGGCCCGGCCACGCGAGUCUCCCGAGGCGGUUCCGCGGACAUUGUCGCCUCCGCAGACCUCGUCAAGGAGGAAAAGAAGCUGUCCGAUCUGCGGUACGUCCUGCCGGUCAGCGCCGCCUCCGCCGAAGCAUCCGCCAGCAGUCUCAUCGUACGAACCGGACCCUCCUCGUCGGCCGGAGGUUCUUCCACCUCCGGCGAGCGAGACUGUGGCCGCCGGGAACUGCCGGCCAUGUCCGGAGCGGGAAUCUACGGCGCCAUGAGCUUCAACACGAUGCACUCGAACACUGACCACACUCAGCACCAGCUGCGGCGACCCACCAACUAGAAGACACAUUGUGUAAUCGGCCCCCAAAAUCCCAGUUCAAUCGCCGUCGUCCCCCCGGGCGGGGACGAACCCUAGAAUCGAGUUAAUCAAAAACAAAAAUUCCCUCCCUUCAUCGAGAUCGAUGCGCGCGAGCGCGCGCGGUUUUCUUGAAGCAGGACGAAAUCGAAACCCGUUUUUCCGUGAUUUUCUCAUAUUAAAAAUUUUAUUUAUGCUUUUGCUCGACAUUUUACGUUUCUUUUCCUUAUAAGUUACCCGAGCCCCAAAUAUGAUCCUUGUCGGUGGCGGCAGUCGUCCUCUGGUUCAAAAUCCCUUGUAUAAUUGUUAUUCGUUGUGUAAAUAGAAGCGAUCGCGAUCUCUUUGGUCGUCCAAGCGCUGCCACCGCAAACCUAACAAGCAACUUCACACAAAAACAGUCAAUUAGAGAAGUGUAUGAUGAAAAGUCGCGCGCUCCCCCGUUGCUGCUCAAUUUUUUUUAAAUCGAACAAGCCGAGACAGUCUGGCUUGGUUUUUCCGUGGCUUGGGCAGUGUCUUCGAAGCUGGACGUUUUUUCGGUUCAAGUUUUCACCGAUUUUUUUGCGAGAAGAAGAAGAAUUGAACGUCGAGGCGACGACACCUCUCCGCCCCCCUCCACUCCUGGAUCGGUACUAAGUAUCGUCUGAUGGUGAGAUGCCAUAGAAUGCUUGAUACCAAAGGAAUCAAGUUUGAAGAAGUUAGUAGCGAAAUUUGACGAAAGAGGAGAAAAAACACACACAAAGUAGUAGCGAGUACAUAUUUAAAACAAACAAACUAAAAAGAAAAACAACGCGCGCGCCGGAAAAUAAAGACCGAAUAAAACUCUGAUAUUAGGAAAACAAGAAAACGCGCGCGAGAUCAUAUAAGAAAGCUUGCGUUCACCGGUGUAAAGAAGAAAAUAAAAAAAGCAACGUGUAUUUAGAAGGUGCGACACACGCAGGAAAGCGUAUAAAAGAGAAGAGAAUAACACACAAAACAAAACAAAAAAGUGUACAGUUGUACAAUGUGAAGAGCAACGUUUCAAAUUAAGCAGAAAACAAUAAAUACCUGUAUAUGAGUCAAGUUGAAGUUUCAAGUAAA